Saprolegnia diclina VS20 is the source of this 1686-nucleotide messenger RNA. Its product is annotated as malate synthase A. NCBI's taxonomy places the organism in Eukaryota, Oomycota, Saprolegniomycetes, Saprolegniales, Saprolegniaceae. Gene Ontology annotation, biological process: glyoxylate cycle. Bases 33 to 1637 code for a protein of 534 amino acids. Gene Ontology annotation, cellular component: cytoplasm. The record is from RefSeq and is a predicted model, not a curated record. Gene Ontology annotation, molecular function: malate synthase activity. The transcript has a single exon.
UUGCCCAACUUACCACUUUGCGCUCAGAUCUCAUGGCUGCCCCGUCGAACGUCCGCGUGCUUGGCCACGUCACGAAGGAGUUCCAGGACAUCCUCACGCCCGACGCCCUCCGCUUCCUCGCCUUCCUCCACGAGAACUUUGAGACGCGCCGCCAGUCGCUCCUCCAUGCGCGCUGCCAGCGCCAGCGCGACCUCGACGCCGGCGUCUUCCCGAGCUUCUUGCCCGAGACCAAGUACGUGCGCGAGAGCGACUGGAAGGUCGCGUCGAUUCCCAAAGAUCUCGAGGAUCGCCGUGUCGAAAUCACGGGCCCUGUCGACCGCAAGAUGGUCAUCAACGGCCUCAACUCGGGUGCCAAGUGCUACAUGGCCGACUUUGAAGACUCGACGUCGCCCGUGUGGCACACGCUCGUGUCGGGCCAAAUCAACCUCAAGGAUGCGGUGCGCCGCACCAUCUCGUACACGCAGGGCAACAACGGCAAGAAGUAUGCGCUCAACGCGUCGACGGCGACGCUGCUCGUGCGCCCCCGCGGCUGGCACCUCGACGAAGCCCAUGUGACGGUCAACAACCAGAUCCUCUCGGGCUCGCUGUUUGACUUUGGUCUCUACUUCUUCCACAACGCGCGCGAACUCGCGCUCCGUGGCUCGGGCGCGUACUUUUACCUCCCGAAGCUCGAGUCGCACCUCGAAGCGCGCCUCUGGAACGACGUGUUUGUCGCUGCCCAGAGCUACCUCGGGAUUCCCAACGGCACGAUCCGCGCGACGGUCCUCAUCGAGACGAUCCUCGCCGUCUUUGAGAUGGACGAGAUCCUCUUUGAGCUCAAGGACCACUCGAGCGGUCUCAACUGCGGUCGGUGGGACUACAUCUUUUCGUUCAUCAAGAAGUUCCGCAACCACGCGUCGUUUGUGCUGCCCGACCGCUCGGAGAUUGGCAUGACGACGCCCUUCAUGGCCUCGUACGUCAAGCUGCUCAUCCACACGUGCCAUCGCCGCGGCGCGCACGCCAUGGGCGGCAUGGCCGCGCAGAUUCCGGUCAAGAACGACCCAGCGCUCAACGAUAAGUUUAUGGCGGCCGUCCGCGAAGACAAGCUGCGCGAAGCCAACGCGGGCCACGACGGCACGUGGGUCGCGCACCCGGGCCUCGUCAAGAUUGCGCUCGACGUGUUCAACCAGGUCAUGCCGACGCCCCACCAGAUUGCCAAGGUCGCCGAGGCCGGCAAGCACGUGACGGCCGCGGACCUCAUUGCCGUCCCGACUGGCGGCAUCUCGUACACGGGUCUCGAGGAGAACAUUGACGUGUCGCUCGAGUACACGGAGGCGUGGCUGCGCGGCAACGGCUGCAUCCCGCUCCACAACAAGAUGGAAGACGCGGCGACGGCCGAGAUUUCGCGCGUCCAGGUGUGGCAGUGGCUCCGCCACGGCAAGUCGACCAAGGACGGCAAGCGCAUCACGAAGGAGCUCGUGCUGAGCAUCCUCGCGGCGUGCACGCAGAAGCGCGUGACGCAGGCCAAGGCUGGCAACAAGUACCAGCUCGCGCACGACGUGCUCGUCGACGUCUUGACCAGCGACAAGUUUGAAGCCUUCUUGACGCUGCCGUGCUACCCGCACAUUGUCACGCUCGCGCCCAACGCCAAAUUGUAAGCGCAACUCAAUGUACUAAAUUCAAAUCUCAGUAUCUACCAUCACCCAA